Ixodes scapularis (black-legged tick) is the source of this 2523-nucleotide messenger RNA. Its product is annotated as endothelin-converting enzyme 1-like. NCBI's taxonomy places the organism in Eukaryota, Metazoa, Arthropoda, Arachnida, Ixodida, Ixodidae. Gene Ontology annotation, cellular component: plasma membrane. Bases 1 to 2523 code for a protein of 840 amino acids. Gene Ontology annotation, biological process: protein processing; methylation. The record is from RefSeq and is a predicted model, not a curated record. The transcript has a single exon. Gene Ontology annotation, molecular function: metalloendopeptidase activity; methyltransferase activity; nucleic acid binding.
AUGGAAUGGACGCAAGGAGAAGAGAAAGCUUCCAAGGGGGCACCUGACCGCGAGAUCACCAAAGUAGAAACUGGGAAGUACAAGGAAAACCCCGAAGACGUCGCAGACCAUGAAGACGAUAGAGAGGAAGAGGAAGAAGCACCACCCCGCCCACGACGUCGUCGACGCAGAGGUCGCGGCACUACCACUGCCGGGCAGUGGACGUGGGUUCAGGACAGCACGGCUGUCCCGACCUGCGUCGUUCUCUGCGUGACCGUGAUCAUAGCUUCCAUCGUGGUCAUAAUGGUGACGCAAACCAACUCAACUCGCCAGACAAAACAAAAGACAAUGCCCUCGACGGAGGCCCAGGCAGCCCAGUUUCAAACCGAGGUCACGUCGUCUGUGAAACCCCAGGCCAGGAUGGAAUGGGAGCCCGCUCCGCCAUAUGACGAAACAGGCCUCGGAAUAACGGACUAUCAGGAGCCGCAGUUGGAUAACCCAACCCGAAGCGUCUUCCAGUGUAGCACGGAAGCUUGUCGCUGGCAACGCAGCCUCGUCGACGACAAGCUCAACCUGACGGUAGACCCCUGCAAGGACUUCUAUGCUUACGUAUGCUCCGCAGCUUGGGACUCCAACGGGGCCCUCCCCUACAAGGCUGCCGGGCAGACUUACAUCAUAGGGGAGGUUUUGAAGUUCAUCGGGGAACACGGGCACAGUGUCCCGGCGGCUUGGACAAACCGGUCCAGUCUGAACUUCCUCGACCAUUCCAGCAUAUUUCUGCUCAGAUGCCUCGACAAUAGCUCGAGUGUUCAAGGCCUCAUGCAGUGGGACGGAAUCCGAGGUCUCCUCCGCGAGGUCGGGCUGGACGGAUGGCCGUACGUCGACCGACCAACACCGCCGUUUCACCUGGACGACGUCUUGAAGUUGGUGGACCGUCGGCUCGCUAUUUUUGCCUUUAUGCGGGUGUUCCUUCGAAAGACCAUAGAGGACGGCGUCUACGUUCCUCACCUAGACUCCCCGAAUAACUUCCUGCUCGUACGAUAUGAGCUCUUGAAAAAUCCCCAAAGUUUACCCUACAAGGAGGUUAUCAGGAAGGUUCUCACGCUGUGGAAAUCGCUGCGAAAAGGCAAUGCCCUCGCGCACGACGUGAUUCGCCUGGAAGAAGAAUUCUUUAACGCCUCCCAGCCCUUCAGAAAGCCAGUCUGGCGUAGGAACAUGGUUGUCCCAAUCCAGAAGCUGCCCAGGCUGCCUCGACUACACCUGGACGCUUACCUAUUACACCUGAGACGAGACUCUAAGGAAGUGGUCAUCCUCAACCCACCCUACAUCGCCAAACUCUCUACACUACUUCAAAAAUCUGAUCCACGGACCUUACUAAACCUGCUGGGUGUAUGGGUGGUGGUUUUGACAUCUCCAUUUUUACCACAGCCUUACCUUCCUCGUGAGUUGCUCAACAUGAGUCAUCCAAACCAUAAAUCUCAUCUGGACCCUAUGGCGCAGAGUUGUUUCCACCUGAUAGGGAGACUGUUCCCGCACGGCGUCAGGUGGAUGCUUCGGAGAAUCCUGACAAGGACAGCCAAUCCUGAUCGCCAGUGGGAAACCAUGACAACAGCUGUGGUCUCUGCGUUAGCCAACUCUUUAAAGGAAGGAACUUCUUGGAUGGAGAAGUUCGAGGCAGCCGCCGUUGCUACUCGGCUAAGGUCACUGCGAGUAAGUUACCUUGCAGGCAGAGAGCCACUAGAACAGGUAUCCUCUUACUAUCCCGUAACAGACGUUACCUUCCAGACCUCCACUUCUCUGAAGUACUACACCGAUCUUUUAGAACGCACUCUACAGAAAUACUGGGAAUCUGAAGAAGGCUCCGACUUGGACGCUCGCUAUAGCGAAUCUUUUCUAACUUCCGACCAGGACAGCGACUGGGAACGCUCUCCAGAAUCCCCGAGCAAUAUAUACCUCGCGUCGAGCAGUUUGGCCUCCGCUUCUCUCGUGACCCGGUCUGCAGUGCCUUCUGCGCUCAUCCCACUCAUAGCUGGUGAUCUCGCAAGGGCGCUUUUUCUGUCUUCUCUGGAGGAGGCCAAUUGGACGGCAGUGACUCAGGACCGAUUUCGGGAACUCGAAGUCUGUCUUCUGGAGCGCUACAAGAAGGGACGUCAUCAUAACACAAGGGACUUCCUUAUGGUCGCACUGUCGGACAACGCAGUGCUCAAGCCGCUCGCCAUAGCGUUCAAAGACGUCGGUUAUGGCGCGCAAUUUGUUCCCGGUAAUCGGGGAGCGAAUCUGACGCUAUGGAGGCUGUUCUUCGCCAACUUCGCGGCUGGGUUCUGCGUGCCUGGCGAGAGAGCGCACCAUGAAGAAGACAGGCUGAAGUGGAGGAUUAGUUUGCCUGCCAGGUCACGCGUUAAUACGGCCCUGUUAAAUUCGCCGGAGUUUCGGCACGCCUUCAAGUGUCCGGAACGAGUCAUGGCGUCGCAGUGUUCCGUGUGGGGUAGCAGAGGUGCUGCGAAGGUCGCCGAGAUCGGCGCCAUCAAAUUACGAUCGCUGUGA